GUUCCAGUCAAGUAAGAAACACACAAUGGGCUCAUCAUUAUCAAAUUUUCAUCAAAAACACGCAGCAGACCUACACUUCCUUCUUACAAGAAAUGGACAUACAGUAACCAAAAGCGAAGUGGAAAAUUUGGUCAGAGCUAUUGAUGAUGUAUGUCCAUGGGUCCCUGAAGGGGGAACCCUGAAAUUAGAAGAUUGGACAAAAAUUGGCUGUAAUUUUCAGGGCCAUCCACACGUUACUGCAAAAGUGAUGUUCACCUGGUGUAAGGUUUGUGCAUGUUUAAAAGGCCUUAUGCCAAGCAAUAUUUUGUUUAAUCAGCAACAAGAGGCUGACUGUAAUGCAAUGUCACUCCCUCAGUUGCUUCCUCCAGUGCCAUGCUUACUAUUUGCACCACUACCUCAUUAUGAGCCUCAAAAAGACCCACCACGCAAGUCACCAAACUAUCAGGAGGCCAUGAAUGUAUCGGGAAACCAGCCACCAGAAAUGAAGGCUGAAGCUGUUAGCAAGAAACCUGACUCUAAGAAUGAUGUACCUUUAGAAAACUUGGAGACAUCUUAUAUAUCCAUUGCAUGUGACUUAGUUAAAGAAACAAAGGACUCUGAUGAAUGUGCUUCACCAGCCUUUACAGAUUACUCCAAGAUGAUGAUUCCAGAAUUUGUUCCACAUCCUGUGCCCGAGUAUACCGAACAUACUGAGAAGGCAUCACUGCCCUCUGGAAAUAGUGACACAGUGAGGAGCCAGCCAGAAUUUGGUUCUGGUGAGGAGGAAGAAGCUGUGCAAGAGAAACCACUUGAAGCUACUGCCAAGAUUGCACCAAAAGGAGUUCAGGAAGAGGUAUCUCCUUCCCUUAGCAAGCCCUACUUGGAAUCCUUCCAGCCUCCGUUGGAACCAUCCAAAAACGAACCCACUUCUUGGUUUCUGGAUGCAGAGGCUGCAGAUCUGCCUAAGAAAGAGAAGAUUCCUCAGCUGCAAAUGGAGAAUACUUAUGCAGAUGAUGUCUCUGUUUCUACGGAGCUCAAAAAGGUGGAUAAAAUGGUGGUGUCCAUAGAAUCCUCUCCAGAGACUGAAGACCUCCCCACGGUCCCUUAUCAAGCUGCUAAGGUGGUGGCAGGAGCUACAGAAAAAGUCACAUUAGGGAACAGUAAAGUCAGAGAGCCUGGUGAUAGUGUUGUCAAAGCUGAAGAGAGACAGUCUCCUUACCAAGCUCUUGCCCAGAUAGCAGAUCUGUUCUACAAAGCUUGCACCAGAUGUUGUCAGCUUUCUGGACUUGAUAUUCAAUCUGUGUAUUCUUCCUUUCCACAGGGCGACGUGGUGAGACUUUUGCAAACUUGUUCCACAUUCCAGGUUGCUUUUGCUGAUUUCGUAGGGACUGUUCUCCCUAUCCCACCAAAGGACAAAAGGCUAACAUUUUUCUCUACUGUUUCUUACUCUUUAACCACUUGCUUUUCUCCCCAGCCA
Molecule: messenger RNA, 1456 nt
Organism: Pogona vitticeps (central bearded dragon)
Lineage: Eukaryota; Metazoa; Chordata; Lepidosauria; Squamata; Agamidae
Source: RefSeq, a predicted model, not a curated record